AUGAAGUGGAACUCAAAUAAUAUUGUGGAAUUUCUCAACAUCUACCAGCAGUACCCUGUGUUAUGGAAUAUAAAAGACAAAGACUAUUGCAACACAAAAUUAAAGGAUGGGAUUUUCCAACGUCUUUUUAAUGAACUUAAUGAAAAGCAGUUAAUUGGAGGAAUGGAUGUAAUGCAAUUGAAAGCUAAAAUCAAAUCAAUUAAAGACGUAUACAGACAAGAACUGCACAAAAUCAAAAGAAGUAUGAAAAGUGGCUGUGGUACUGAGGAAGUUCAUUCGCCAAAGCUAGCAUGGUUCAAUGAAGCAAAUUAUAUGGAAGAGGUUAUGGCUACAAGAAGUAGCAAAUCAAAUUUGGAUAUCUCAGAAAACAGUUCAGAAGAAAUGCCAGAAGAAAGCAGUGAAAGCUGUAGGGAAUCUGCUCAGUCCGACAAAGACAACUGUCAAGAGGGACGCUUGAAGAAUAAGUCGCCUACAAAAAUGAUACCACCAGCGACGUCAACGAAAAGGGCGAAAAGACGAGCAGCACCCGAAAAAUCACCUUCUGAAAUAUCAGAAGCGAUUAAUCAUUUGGACAAAAUUGCACAAAAUGCAGCUGAGGAGAAGCCCUAUGAUGGGUUCGGAAAGUAUGUUGCAUCUGAGCUUCGACAGCUUCCACAACGACAAGCCAUCUUGCUACAACAAGAAAUUCAGAACUGUAUCAUUCAGUCUAAGCUAUCCUCUUUGGAGCAUAUAGUUGAUUCAACCCCAGAGCCAACCAAUACUGCAUUUUCACCAUCUUCCAAUCAGUCUCUUGCUUCGCAUUCUUCAAACGACGAUGAAGAUGUUUUAAAGCAGGUAAUGAUUACGUUUGGACCAAGUAUGCUGUAAUACUAUAUAGAUAAUGUAACUUUCAUACAAUAUAUCCUUACAAAAAAAA
Molecule: messenger RNA, 916 nt
Organism: Acanthoscelides obtectus
Lineage: Eukaryota; Metazoa; Arthropoda; Insecta; Coleoptera; Chrysomelidae
Source: the annotation of a GenBank genome assembly